AUAAUCAAACAUUAAGACCUUCCAGAGGAAAAAUGGCUACCGCUAGAUUGUUGCGUGCGUCUAAGCCUGUGGACUAUGUUUUCUCUUCUUCUUCCUCCUCUUCUUCUCCGGUGAGAAGAGUGAGGUGUACAGCCAAGGCGACUGGGUUCAAUGGAGAGACUAAGGUUUCCGGGAAUGGCGAAAGGAAAUCAACGGUGGCUAUGAAGGCUUCUGUGGUUGCAUCAGAGUCUCUGAUCGCAUCAAAGCCGCUAGUUGAACAAGGAAAAGAUUUGGUGUGUCAGCUGGCAAAUGCACCGGAUGCCCUGCUUAAGAUGCUCAAACCUUUGAGAUUUGAUGUUCAAACUUUCAUCGAAAGGGUUAUAAUUGAUUGUCGAUUCUUUACUGUACUUGCUGUUGCGGGAUCCUUACUUGGCUCAGUUCUGUGUUUCAUGGAGGGCUGUUUGCUUGUUUUGGAGUCAUAUUUCCAGUAUUUCCAUUCAUUAUCACAGAAAUUUAAUCAAGCAGAUAUGGUUCAAUCACUCAUAGAAGCCAUGGAUAUGUUCUUGGUUGGAACUGCCAUGCUUAUCUUUGGUAUGGGUUUGUAUGUCAUGUUUGUGGGAUCAAAGAAUAUUAACGGACCAAAUCCAUCUCUACCAAGGUCUAACUUGUUUGGUCUCUUCCAUUUGAAGACACCUCCAACAUGGAUCAAAAUGGACUGUGUUUCACAAGCAAAAUCGAAAAUUGGGCACGCCGUGAUGAUGAUACUCCAAGUGGGAAUUUUAGAGAAAUUCAAGAGCAUACCUCUUGUUACCAGUUUAGAUUUCGUCUGUUUUGCUGGAGCCAUACUAAUUUCCUCAGCCUGUAUAUUCGUUCUUUCAAGACUUUCUGGUGGUCCAUUGAAGAUAGGAAGCUUAAGGAUUCUAUAGAAAUUACAAAAUACUUGUACAAGAUCGAAGAGAUACAUCGAUCUUAAUUUUCUAGUUCCGUUUUUUUUUUUUUAUGCAAGCAAUUCUUUUUGCAGAAUUAUUUUUUGUACGUAUACACACAUACAUUAGCAAAAGGAAAAAUUUUAUGUAAUACCUGAGUUGAAACAAGAAAAUAAUAACAUUGUA
Rubroshorea leprosula is the source of this 1091-nucleotide messenger RNA. Lineage: Eukaryota; Viridiplantae; Streptophyta; Magnoliopsida; Malvales; Dipterocarpaceae. The record is from the annotation of a GenBank genome assembly.